Molecule: messenger RNA, 1211 nt
Organism: Drosophila pseudoobscura
Lineage: Eukaryota; Metazoa; Arthropoda; Insecta; Diptera; Drosophilidae
Gene: IFT20
Product: intraflagellar transport 20
Exons: 1
Coding region: 716-1186 (156 amino acids)
Biological process (GO): intraciliary transport; protein localization to cilium; centrosome localization
Cellular component (GO): intraciliary transport particle B; Golgi apparatus; centrosome
Source: RefSeq, a predicted model, not a curated record
GCAGUGUCUAGCUAAGACAAUGGUCCAGCGUCUUCCCGAGUCGGGGGAACUGAACCAGGGCCAUGGCUAGAGGUGCCUGGCGGCCAGGUGCCAAUUAACUAUCGAAUAACUAACUAACUCCAGAUAUGAUAAAUCACAAAGAAAGCUUGUAUUUUUGUAACAUUUUUGCUUUGAAAACUUGGCAAAAGUCGAAAAAAUUAAUUUCUUAUGUUGGUUGUUUGUUUUUUACUGACACCGAAUUAAUGUAUCUAUGCAACAAAAACACAAGGAAUGCAUUUACUUCACCUUUUCCAGAGUUUUCAAAGUUGAAAUUUUUUAAAAAUAUACCACAAAAAUGAUACAUUUUGAAUGUUAAAUAUUUUUCAGCUUAAGCUAGGUUAGGAUUUAAAGCUGCAUUUAUCUGCUUUUUAGAAUUGCAAAGUUCAAUACAACCAGAUGCAAUAUAUGUACUUAAGUUAUGUGAAAAAAGGACUACCUCUGGCAAAAAGAGUAAAAAAAAAUAAAUACCAAACUAAAAAACUGCACCCAGAAAAAACUCAUUAAACAGUUUUAAGACCCCAAAUCCUUAAAAAAUGUCGGUUUGGUUCACAUCGGAAAUGUGGUGUUUCAUAGUGUCAUCUGUGUAGCUGUAACAAAUAUGUACAUACAUACAUAUGUACGUAUGACUGUUCGUUGUCUGUGACAACGAAGGCUUGCCAUAACAGGAAAUGUUUAUAUGGCAGAGUGCUUGGAUGUGGGGUUAUACUCAAACAAAAAUCUAUUGUUUUUGUUAAUAUUUCCUACAAUAGUCGAAAUGGAGGAAUUGAAAAAAUUUGGAUUGUUCAUAGACGAUAUCUACAGACUGCGAGUUCAGGAUCCCAGCAUUGCCACUCAAAAAAUAGAGCUGAGACAUGAAUGCCUGGAGUAUUCAAGAAACCUUCAACAGUUCAAAAGAUUAAUUCAUGACUUCUAUAAAAUAUCAAAUACUUUUGCUAAAGACGUCGAAGUGGAAAAGCUCCGUGCAAUUGGGACACAAAACCAACUUAAAUCAAUGUCGCAGCAGCGACAAGCUGAGCAGCAAGUCUGUCAGAGCAAGAUUUUGGAACAGACAGUCAAACUAGAGCGUUUGAAAAGCGAGUACCAGUACUUGCAACGUACAGAAACGGAGCAGCAGGAAAUCAUAAAUAAUUUUUUAUUGAAUCAAUAAAAACAGCUGUAUAAAAACAUUUAAA